UCAGGGGGGGAAAAUGGGGUUUCGGGUUAAACCGGAUGAUUCCUAGUUACAGGAUUUACGCGGAUCUACCAGUAUUUACAAAAUAUCAGAGCAUCUAAUUUCCAUUUUAACAGCGGUAUUUUCUUUCUUGCAUUCAAUUUCUCCGCCUUCUUCAAGGAACUCAAUUCGAUAUCUCAUCAAAGAAUUGGAACUGGUUUCUUGUUGAAGGAGGGGAAAUUGGUAUUUUGGAAUGCUAUGGAUAUUGACUGCUGAAGGUCAUGUUGCUUAACAGAGAUAUGCAGAGCCAACUUGUCUGUAGUGGCUGUAGGAGCGUUCUUCUUUAUCCUAGAGGGGCAACUAGUGUUCGUUGUGCAUUAUGCAAUACAAUUACCCCCCCUGGUAUGGAAAUGGCUCAACUCAUAUGUGGAGGUUGUCGAACAUUGCUAAUGUAUACACGUGGAGCAACAAGUGUAAGAUGCUCUUGCUGUCACACCAUUAAUAUUGCACCAGCAUCUAACCAGAUUGCUCACAUCAAUUGCGGGAACUGCCAUACAACCUUAAUGUAUCCUCAUGGAGCUCCAUCAGUCAAAUGUGCCGUCUGUCAAUAUGUUACUAAUGUUGGUAUGGGAAAUGUGAGGGUGCCCCCUCCCGUAAAUAGACCUAAAGAGACAGCUGCCACAGGAUCUAAGCCAUCUACUUCAGCAAGCCAAACAGUUGUUGUUGAGAACCCCAUGUCUGUUGACGAGAGUGGGAAAUUGGUGAGCAAUGUGGUGGUUGGCAUAACAACCGGCAAAAGAUGAAAGUUGGCAUGAGAUAUUUGGUGAGAAAUUAUUUGUGUACAUCAAAUUGAAAAUGGAAAACCAUUUGCAUUUUAUUCCAAACAACCCACUUAUUUGUGUCCACUGAUGAAGGUAUAAUGGGGAAAAUGUGAUGUUUGUGUAUGAAUUGAUAGAGACGGAAAGUCUCAUUUAUGUGGCAUUUGAAGUGGAAUAAUUGUUUUAGCA
Molecule: messenger RNA, 983 nt
Organism: Hibiscus syriacus
Lineage: Eukaryota; Viridiplantae; Streptophyta; Magnoliopsida; Malvales; Malvaceae
Product: protein LSD1-like
Exons: 9
Coding region: 258-779 (173 amino acids)
Source: RefSeq, a predicted model, not a curated record